Messenger RNA from Botrytis fragariae, 1755 nucleotides. Its product is annotated as putative heterokaryon incompatibility protein. Lineage: Eukaryota; Fungi; Ascomycota; Leotiomycetes; Helotiales; Sclerotiniaceae. The record is from RefSeq and is a predicted model, not a curated record. Bases 1 to 1755 code for a protein of 584 amino acids. The transcript has a single exon.
AUGAAUCAGCCAAUUGACCCAUUCCAAUACAAGGAAUUGAAUCAUGGCCUAGAUGAGAUCCGGUUACUACGAAUUCUUCCCCCAAUUUCGAAGGAUGAUGUUGUUUGUUGUCGGCUUAUUCACACAGCUUUGCACAGAGCUCCUAAUUAUCGAGCACUUUCGUAUACUUGGGGGGCCAAAAUUUCCUCAGAGUCAAUAAUUGUCAACGGAAAACGCGUUUCCGCAUCCAAAAAUCUCAUUGGAGCUUUGAGGAGAUUACGGUCUCAAAGAGAAAAUGACGAAAGCUUUCUGUGGGUUGACGCCAUCUGUAUUGACCAAAACAAUAUACCAGAGCGAAAUAAUCAAAUAGCUAAGAUGAGAACCAUUUUUCAAAACGCACAGUCUGUACCUGUUUGGAUUGGUUCCGAGAAGGACAAUAGUUCUUUGGCAAUCCGACUGGCCAAAAAAAUGAACAAGGCUACAAGGAAUCAAGUGAUAAAAAUGCUCCAUGACCCGUCAACACAGGAUCAAUUGAUGGCUUUAGUAACUCUUUUUCGUCGUCAAUAUUGGUGGAGAAUAUGGGUCAUCCAAGAAGUUGCCUGUGCCAAAGAAGCAAUUGUCCUUUGCGGGGACGAGAGUAUACCUAUACUGGAGCUUUGUAACACCUGCGAUAUACUGAAAAGAGAAGAACACUUACUGUUGUCUAUCUACUUGAAAUCACCAUCAUUUGUACGAACCCUCACCACUGGAGGACCAAAGAGCUUGCAAGUAUCAAGAGAUCAGGUCCCUGAUGCGGUCAGCUCUCCUCUCUUUGAGCUUUUGCUUUUCCACAAGAGUAAGAAGUCGUCAGAUCCAAAAGAUAAAGUGUACGCAUUAGUAGGAAUAUCAAACUCACGGGAGUCCUUUGGUAACAUUGAUUAUUCAUUGUCGAUGCGACGGGUAUAUACGCACACUGCGAGGCAUAUAAUUCAGGAUUCUCGAAGACUGGAUAUUAUAUGUGUCAAUCAAAGAAACCAAACAGCGCCCGAUAAUGAUGGUCUUCCAUCAUGGGUACCGAACUGGACAAGGCCUCCCCAAAGCCGCCAGCCUACAAUAAUUGGACUCCAACAUAGCAAACCUCAGUUUAUGGCUUCUGGUGACAGUUAUGCUAAUGUACAAUUUCUUAAAGAUGGAUAUGUUUUGAGAACCACUGGUGUCAUUUUGGGGAGAGUUCAAAAGACUGGCUUAUCCUUCAGAAGAGAAUUAAACUCUAGAGACAACAAUGGUAGGGGUCUGAAAGUUCUACAAGAAUGGUGGAGUAUCAUAUCUAAGAGAAGACCCUCCCUACAAGAGCAAGGAGCAUUCUGCAGAACGAUCUCUUGUGGCAAUUGGACUUUCAAAGAUCACAUCGAAUAUGCCAUUCGAAUGAAAGCCCUUGCGACAAUAUUGUCGGAACAAAUGCCCCGGCUUAGUUUUCCAUUAUCUCCUGUCUCAACGACUGAUAAAAGUUUCGAUGAGGAGGAACGAUUAGCACUUCUUAUCUCCGCUUGUUGGACAAUGAACAGACGCCGCUUCAUCGUUUCCGGCGCAGGAAUCAUUGGACUUGGACCAUGGAACUGCUCCAAAAAUGAUUUGAUCUGCAUUGUUCCAGGUUGUAGAUUUCCUGUCAUAUUGAGAAAGACUGAUAAUCACUUCAUUCUUGUGGGAGAGGCAUAUAUUGAUGGCUUCAUGUAUGGAGAAGGGAUUCGAGGAGUGAAUAACGGGCUAUACGACCUGGAAACAUUCGAAAUUCAUUAA